AUGGACACCACCAGCACCACCACCAGCAACACCGGAGGAGGCCUGGGCAAGCUUCUAGCCAAGCGCAGGCGAAGGGUCAAGACGGGAGGGCUAGAAUCGGAUGCAUCAGGACGUGAGGAUGGCCGCGACUUUGCGCGAGACAGUGACGAUGCGGCGUCGCUCAACGUUGCGGACGACGAUGAGAUGGACAGUCGCAGCUUCGGGUCCUACGAGUCGGGGGGCGCCGAUGCGGACGGAGAGUCUGAUCGAAGCAGCUCUCGCCCCCCGCUAGCUCGUGCGACCACGACAUCAGUUCUGGCAUCUCCCAUCGUGCAGGUCACCGACUUGGACCCUAACCCUCAACGCGGCGAACGAGAACGACGCCCAUCUCUUCUCUCUCGGCGCCUCCGCCGUGGAUCCUCCAGGAGCACGUCUCCUAAUGCGUCCAAGGAGGCUCUAAGCGAGAUAGCUCAGCUCCCCGAACCACCAGCGGCGGCCAAGACAACCUCCUCCCCUGAGAAGCACACGAUACUCUCGCCCUCGAGGCUCACGACUUCGGCUCGGCCUUCCACCAGCAGCGACAAUUACCGCCCCGUCAUUGUGAAUACGCCGCCUACACCCGUCGAGAGAACAAACCCACUCGCUCUACACCUCGACAAGAAACUACCACCUGUCAUAUCAGAGCCUGCAUCAGCUGGGGAUGCAACGUCCUUUUCUUCUUCUUCUUCUUCCCAGGGUAUAAGCGCACAUCGAAGAACCAAAUCGGGAUCUGCCAGCAUCGGACCCAGCAAACUAUCCAACAUCACCACUGCUCCGCUCUCACCCACCCCUGAGAUCGGCGAAGUCCAACCCCCGAACUCCGCAGGAUUCUUCUCGUCCAUGUUCUCGGUUGCCCAGAACGCUGCCAGCACAAUUAGUAGCAACAUUCAGGGCGGUGGCAUUGGGAUUGGAGGAAACAAGAGUCGGACGAAUCAGGCGUCUAAGCCACAGUCAUCCCCUGCCGCAAGCCAAGUAGAAGGCGACCGUGCAGAACCCCCACCAUCCGAGGCUCAGUCAAGCACCGGAAUGGAUAAAAAGGAGCCAGCAGUUAAGACGAUUGGUACUGGAGAACUCAGCUUGAGCCAGCUCGGUAUUAUGGAACCCUCAGCAGCCAUGCCCGCCCUCGAAACGUCUCGAUUUCCCGAUCUCAACGACACCCGGGCGCGUUCCGAGUCUGCUCCAGCAGCAGAUAGCCAACCCAGACUCGCAGACGAUAUCGUCCUCGACGAGUCCCUCAGCAGGCCCAGGUCGCUAUUCGAAGCGGCCAAUGGCGAGGAGGGAGGUUCGCAGUCUGACCAGGCCGACGCUCCAAAGCUCACGGGAUUCGCUAUUGCUAGUAAAAAGAGGAACCGUGAUUUCCAUACAUUCUUCAAGAGUGUACCGGAUGAUGACUACCUUAUCGAAGACUAUAGCUGCGCGUUGCAGAGAGAGAUUCUCGCGCACGGUCGGUUAUACGUCUCGGAAGGCCAUCUUUGCUUCAGCAGUAACAUUCUCGGGUGGACAACGACAUUGGUCAUGAGCUUUGACGAGAUUGUAUCCGUCGAGAAGAGAAGCACUGCCCUCGUCUUCAAAAACGGACUCAUGAUAUCAACCCUGCAUGCCAAACACAUAUUUGCCAGUUUCACGAGCAGAGAUGCUACAUAUGACUUGAUUGUCAACAUUUGGAAGCUUGGCCACCCCACCUUGACUAGCACUCUCAACGGGGUCCGUCUGGAGGGCACCGGCGGCGACAAGACCGAAAAGCUUGAUGUCGAGGCCGCCAGCCUGGAACCAGAGACGCCAGCCGGAUCCGAUUCCGAAGGGGAUAGCGAUGAUGAUGACGAUGAAGAUUUCUACGAGGAGGAUAGCGAUCGGGCCCCCGAGCCUCAGGUGGCAGACGCCAGCAGCAACGGCGCAGACAGCGGCAAGCCAAAUAGGAAAGCAUCCGGCGCUGUCGCUCCCAGUGCAGCUGUCGUUGAUGCGGCGGCCGACGGGCAAGCCCCGGCAGCCGCCGCCGGAUCGUUCCCGGGCCCCGCGACUCAUGCUCCGACCGAGUGUGGCGACGCCGAUACGCACUAUGACAAGUUCCUCGCCGACGAGAUCAUCCCAGCUCCUCUGGGCAAGGUAUUCAGCAUGCUAUUUGGUGAAUCCUCUGCCGAAUGGAUGGGCAAAUGGAUUACGGAAAACCAAAAGUGCUUUGAUUUGCAGAUGGAGGACAAGAAGGGCAUGGGUCCAGACAGCCGCACUCGCGGCUUCACUUAUAUCAAGCCACUGAAUGCCCCGAUCGGCCCCAAGCAGACAAAGUGUAUCGUCACUGAGACCGUGGACAAUAUCGAUUAUGAAAAAGCGGUCAAUGUGAGCGUGGCAACGCAGAACCCCGACGUCCCCAGCGGAAACAUUUUCCGCGUCAAGACCAAGUACUGUCUCUCGUGGGCUGAGAACAAUGCCACUCGUGUGCAAGUCAACUGUACUACAGAAUGGAGUGGCAAGAGUUGGCUCAAGGGUACCAUUGAGAAGAACGUCAACGAGGGUCAGGCCCAGUACUGCAAAGAUUUAUUUACAGCCCUAAAGGCGGCUGUUUCUACCCGACCGCGGUCCGCUACUAACGGAAACGGAGCUGUAAAGGGCAAGAAGAAGGGCAAGAAGAGCAAGGCGCUGCAAUCAUCAACUGAGUCUAUUAGCCCAAGUGCACGCGCCAAAAAGGAAGAACCAAACUGGGGCCUAUUGGAACCCGUGCGCCCGAUCCUGGAACCCGUUGUCGAUAUCCUCAAACCGAUCCUCACCGGCAACAUUGUUUACGGGCUCCUCGUGGGUUUGUUGGUUGCGACUUGGUUUGGGUUUGGUCUCACGCCUAACAGCAAUAAGAGCCCCGCACCGUUUGGGCAUGAACCCGCCAUGCAGAGCGCAUACCGUCUUGCGGCAUACGACGAGAUGUGGCGCCGGGAAGACAGCGAGCUUUGGGACUGGUUGGAAGAGCGCGUGAGCUUGGAGCGGCUUUCCGUAGAACGGUCGAAUACUCGCAGGCGAGAGGCAGACCCCCGAACGUUGGAAGAGAAGCUGAGAGAAGAGCGCAUGGACGAGCGAGAAGUGCAGGAAGCGAUUCGAGUCACGGAGGAGAAGCUCAAGGUGUUGAGAGAAGUCAUGGCGAGAGGCAAGCUGCUAUAA
Trichoderma breve is the source of this 3162-nucleotide messenger RNA. RefSeq names its product GRAM domain-containing protein. Gene Ontology annotation, biological process: intracellular sterol transport. Gene Ontology annotation, cellular component: endoplasmic reticulum-plasma membrane contact site; endoplasmic reticulum membrane; plasma membrane. Gene Ontology annotation, molecular function: sterol transfer activity; sterol binding. Bases 1 to 3162 code for a protein of 1053 amino acids. NCBI's taxonomy places the organism in Eukaryota, Fungi, Ascomycota, Sordariomycetes, Hypocreales, Hypocreaceae. The transcript has 4 exons. The record is from RefSeq and is a predicted model, not a curated record.